AUCGCAAAACUCCCCGUAGAGAUACGCCUGGCGCUCGAGAGUCUUCGAACCCGAACAAACGACUGAUCUUCUGCACACAUCAUUCAAAUUUGCAGCAUAACUACCUACAUCAUGGCGUACGAGUUUCGACCAGCCACAUUGGCCGAUGCCGCCGGCAUUGCACGGCAGGGCGUCUUCGUCUUUGAGAAAACAUUUGGGCACGCGGUCCUUUCUCAUGAUUUGGAGGAAUAUCUUGGCUCGACCCACACGCCGUCUGCUAUUUCUGCAGAGAUCGAAAACAGCGAGAGAAAUAUAUUCGUGGUGGUCGACUAAGAGAGCAACAUCCGCGGUUUCUCGAGGCGCUUCAGACGACAAAACCCUGCGUCGAAGCAAUCGAAGGCACAGUGGAACUCCAGCGGAUUUAUGUGGACACAAACAUUCAUAGACGCGGUGUUGGUUGAGGACUCCUCCGGUGUAUCGAGAAGGCGGCCGUGGGAUAUGGUUAUUGAAGCAUAUGGCUGAGCGCUUACUCGAAGAACAAGCCUACUCGGAAUGCCUAUGAGAGGGGGGGGUUCAAUAAGUCGGCGACGACUACUUUAUUAUGGGAAAAACGGUCCACUAGGAUAUCAUCAUGCUGAAGCCACUCGAGGCGUAGGCACCACUAAGGCCAGUGGACGGGGGGUCACAAACAUAAGGGUCUUGAACAAUUCUCGGUCGCCAUUGAUUCAGCAGCAGAAAUAUACAGCGAUACAAGCGUUAUGGUUUC
Verticillium dahliae VdLs.17 is the source of this 745-nucleotide messenger RNA. RefSeq lists its product as uncharacterized. The coding region runs from base 112 to 312 and encodes 66 amino acids. The record is from RefSeq and is a predicted model, not a curated record. NCBI's taxonomy places the organism in Eukaryota, Fungi, Ascomycota, Sordariomycetes, Glomerellales, Plectosphaerellaceae. The transcript has a single exon.